Durusdinium trenchii is the source of this 336-nucleotide messenger RNA. The record is from the annotation of a GenBank genome assembly. NCBI's taxonomy places the organism in Eukaryota, Dinophyceae, Suessiales, Symbiodiniaceae.
GAGAUGACGGGUAAAGGCGGCGUGUCCUUUACAAUGUCAGCCUCACCAGAGGAUUUGCCCAAACUGGAAGCACUUGGAGCUAAGAACUGGAUCGGUUCCACCUGGGAGGGCGACCUGGGCACUGAUCGUUGGCUCCGGGGCGCCUGGCGCGUGGGCUCCGAGCGCAGCGGGCGCUGGCGCGCGCGGCACAUCGGGCGCCAGGCGGUGAACCAGACCUUGAAGCCCAUGGUGGAUGCGGGCGCCGAGUGGGAGCCUAAGAGGUGUGAGAUCCGCAGUGCCACGGUGGAGGCGAAGACGGGCGUCUUGAAGAAGGGCAUGAAGGUGAAGCUUUCCAAG